Eruca vesicaria subsp. sativa (arugula) is the source of this 856-nucleotide messenger RNA. The record is from the annotation of a GenBank genome assembly. Lineage: Eukaryota; Viridiplantae; Streptophyta; Magnoliopsida; Brassicales; Brassicaceae.
UUGCUCACUCGUCUAUAUCAAUAAAUAAAAGCCCUUCAUUGCCAAGAAAAAUAAAAGAAAAUCUCAUCAGAGAGUUCUCAAGAAUCAGUUUCAAUGGUGAUUAAAAACAAGCUUCCACUUCUUCUCCUUCUCUCCAUCAUCCUUCUCUUCCUCAACCACCCUGUGCUUAGCGACACUGAUGAAGAGGACGUUCUUUUCACAGGCAUCAACAGCUACAGAACAUCACAGAAUCUUACAACUCUAAACAAGAACGAAAACGCAGAGUGUCUAGCCGACGAAAUCGCUGAACAGUUCAAGAACAGACCAUGCACCAACGACACUGGCUCAGCCACAGUACCUGGAACCGAGCCACAGUUCGCAGCUUACCCUAAGAUUCUAACUAAGUGCCACUUAAACGUGUCAGACACAAGAGAUGGUAUGAUCAUGCCAGCAUGUGUUCCUCGUUUAGAGUCGAGCCUUGUCCUCACAAACUUCACCAAGUCACAAUACUCCAGGAGUUUGAACGAUUCCAAGUUUACUGGAAUGGGUAUUGGUAAAGAAAAUGAUUGGAUCGUUGUGGUUCUUACUACCAACACAGCAGGAGGAAGCUAUUCUACAGAUACAGAUACAAAAGAUGAUCAUGAUGAUCAUGAUGAUGAUUCUAGUGGCUUCACCUUUCGUAUUGGCCUCGCUAAUUAUUUAUUAGUUCUCAUCAUGGCUUUUUGUUUCUUCCUCUAUUGAGAUAUCUAUCACAUGUUUUGAGUUUGUUUUAGUCUCAACUCUUCUUUAGACUAUGAAUAAUUUCUGCUUAUGAUAUUUUAAUAUUUUUAUUUGAAUUAAAACAAAUAUAUCUUCUCCUAACUUAAAAUAAACUGAC